Messenger RNA from Cylas formicarius (sweet potato weevil), 3955 nucleotides. RefSeq names its product protein FAM135A. The transcript has 14 exons. NCBI's taxonomy places the organism in Eukaryota, Metazoa, Arthropoda, Insecta, Coleoptera, Brentidae. The record is from RefSeq and is a predicted model, not a curated record. The coding region runs from base 297 to 3902 and encodes 1201 amino acids.
ACGUUGUCGUCGCGACGGAAAUCGGGGUUUCGCGGCACUUGUCAGCCUCCGUCAACGCGACCGAAAUAAACGGGACAGACGCGUCGGUGGAGGGUCUCUCGAAAUUGAAUCGAUAACGGCGAGAAAAACCAUCGACGACGCGCCAAAAAUGACUCGCUUCCAUCCCGUGCGAUAUACGUUGGAAAAUGAACGGCCGAUUGAACUAAUCGGUAGCUGGAAAAGGGAACCGCUAUCGGAUUUAAUGCGUUAAAUAUCCCCCGAUGGCUUUUGGAAUGUAGCUCAGCAGUCGAAAUAUUAUGAGCGAACUGCAGUCGACCAUCGAGUUUUCCGUAGAACUGUACAAAUUUUACAAUGUCGAUUUAUUUCAGAGAGGGAUGUACCAAGUGCGUUGUUCUCUAAGGGUGUCGUCGAAAUUAGGUGUCGAGGUGGAAGUCGCCACGCCGGAAAUCACCACAGGCCUGGGCUCGGCGACGGUGUUGGGUAGUUACGGUGCCUGCCGCCCGUUUCAAAUUUUAUACAGAAACGAGGAAGUGUCCUUAAAAGAUGUGGUUUUGUUCAGAUGUCACAUGCUCGUCGACGGCCAUAACUUGCGGGAAUCGCUCGACCGAGCAGAGUUCGCGCUCGUAUUGGACUUGUGGUUCAGUGAUUCGUCGCCGACUACGAUGUCGCUGGUGUCCACUCGCACUCUGCAACUCAACUUUUCCCCCGUCGAGGGUCUACACUACCACCUGCCCGUGGUUUUCGAUUACUUUCAUUUGUCAGCGGUGUCGAUUACUAUCCACGCAGCCUUAACCGCCUUGCAUCAACCCUCUAUGAAGAGAGGGAUUCUUCGUUAUAUGCAGAGCUGUGCUCCGAAAUCUUCAAAGUCUUGGAGCAAAAUCCGAUCAUCCCACAAUUCUUCGUUAACAGAUCCCGUCCCGCCAGUGAGCAGUCAGAAGUUUUCUAAUAGAAUUAACGCAUCAUCUCAAAUACACCUCGAAGCCUACAGCGUAUUGCUCGAUUCGAGCAAUAAUCUCAAAACCACAGUUAAAGAGUAUAAAAUGUUGCUGAUGCAGCGUGAGGAAAUCGUGUCUGAUAACUACGAGACUCUGAUCGUCAAAUAUAACGAUUACGACAGUACCAAAUUGCUGAAGAAACACCGUUACAAGCCAACUUCAAACUUAUCAGAACUGUGCACCGACAACAUUAAACUGUGGAACUAUUUUUUGCUGACAUUCAGCUGCAAGAUAGCGAUACAGCAGUUCCUGAGCAGGAAACAUCACCAUUUGCGAAUCCGCCGUUUCGCAGAAUUGUUUUUUCUCGUUUAUAACCCUAGGAAGUCGGCGAUGGGCUGCUAUGAAACCAACUACCACAAAUACUUGGUCGUUUCCGAAUUGGCGAAGCGAUCCAAAUAUAUGCACCUACUGCCGCCACUGCCCGUACACUGCAGCGCUUUAGACGGAGAUAGCGCGACAAUGCCGAUCAUUUUCGAAGACCAAUAUCAGGAUCCCUUCGAAUAUGAGAAAAGGAAUUGCGAGGAAUACGCCUCUCCCGGUCAAGAGCGCAGUAUCAGCGUGAAGAGGUCGAAAACUGUAGACAACGGUAGGAAUUGUUCGUGCGGUUCGGAAAACGUAUGGGAACUUCGAAGACCUCAAAAAUCGCCUGCCGAUUACGGCACCUGGGAGGAUUGCUUCAGUAACACAGUGCCGGCUCGUUACAGCAGAUCCCUCGACCACCUGCAGUUUUUGUCAUCCACUACUUUCCACAGGUCGAUGGGCAACAUUCCCGACAAACAAAAAUUUUCGACCAAACCUUCGGGGAAAAGUAAGACGUUGCUCGAAGUUCCGAUCGACUACAGAUCCAUCUCGGAGGUCGGAUAUCCGGUUAGACGCGACGACACCUGCGCGUAUUCGGCUUCGAGUUUCCCACGGCCCAGCGUCAAGAAAACAAUCCACCCCGUCCCGGAAAAUUCCGCGUCGGAACGCCGCCGUAAACCGCCGGAAACUUCGCAGAACCUAAUCAGGUCGAAUACGGUUCAAAAUUUUCCGACGAAACGAAACCCGACCCGUAUUAACUUAGAUCCGGUUACGAAUCAAAAAGCGGUCAAUCAAAAUAAAGCAGUGAAUGGGAUUCAGCGAAUCGUGAACAAUCAAAUCAUGUCGAAAUCAAAAACCUGGGAAUUGGACUUGGUCAGUUCGUUGGAGAGUGUCCCCCAAACACUGACCGACAGGAAAAUAUUUUCGGAUGGCAACGCGGAUUCGAAGCGAAGUUUGAGAAAAGUGAGGAGCGCCUCUUACGUGGGCGGAGAAUUUAAAAGCGUGGUUGCUUCUUCAUGCUCCGAAUCACUGCCUAAUUUUAACGGGAACUCGGAAGAGAGACUGGGGUAUCCCCAAACGAAGUACCUGAGCUCCUCCUCGUCUGGUAGCGAACAAAGCGGAUGGAUUACUUCCAGGAGCAGCUCGAUAGCUUCCAGUACUGACGUAACAAAUCCUGCCACAAGUGCUAUCGUAUUAAAUUUAGAGAAGAUUCAACAGAAACUGUUAUGCCUAUCUGCUGAAACUAAAAGGUGUAGUGUUAGUAAUGAAAAUAAGAAAAUAGAAGAUAUAUUUAAAAAUAAAUCGAACAAAUUUUCUUUACACUCCUUUAACUCGUCGCAUAAAAAGCACCAGAGGCCCGUAGUAGCUAAAGGCUGUGAUCUAAAACAAACAAACAGCGUUUGCGAAGAAGAAAUAGCUUUACCUCCGCCGAAACAGUUUAGGGAUUUCAAUUCGCCUACAAGUUCGGUGACCACCGACGGUUUACCUAACGUGGAAGACUUGGACGAGGACAUAAACGCGGUCGACAAUUUGCUUUAUCAUGUGGUGGACAAUGAGACCACCCUCGAAAGGGCUUCGAGUCGAUUCGACCUGAACACCGCAAAGCAGAAAGAAACGGAAGAGGUGCACCUUUACAAAGGAAACAGCGAAUCUUUGAAAGCGUUCCUCACGGCAAAGCGAGAGUUUAAAAGUCAAUUAAAUUUUCAAGGAAGACUCUACGCUGACCUAAACACCUUCGCGUCAACGGUGCCGUACUUCCAUAUAGCGGACGAGUUUAGAAUAUUCUCUCCCGAAGGAAUGCACUUGGUUGUCUGCGUCCAUGGACUCGACGGCAACUCGGCCGAUUUAAGACUGGUAAAGACGUAUUUGGAACUGGGCCUUCCGGGUGUUUAUUUGGACUUUUUAAUGUCCGAACGGAAUCAGGGAGACACCUUUAGUGACUUUGAAACUAUGACUGACCGGUUAGUUAGCGAAAUUCUACAUUAUUUAGAUUCGAGCACCAUAAGACCAACCCGCGUCAGCUUCGUGGGCCAUUCCUUAGGCAAUAUCAUCAUCAGGUCUGCGCUGACUAGACCACAAAUGAAGUUCUUACUUCCCAGGUUACACACCUUUUUAUCACUGUCCGGACCACAUUUAGGAACUUUGUACAAUAGUAGCGGAUUAGUAAAUAUGGGAAUGUGGUUUAUGCAAAAGUGGAAAAAGUCAGGGUCUCUGCUUCAGCUUUGUUUAAAAGACUCGACCGAUCCGAGACAAUCAUUCCUAUAUCGUCUCAGUCAGAGGAGCACCUUGCAUUACUUUAAAAACAUUCUUCUCUGCGGAUCAGGGCAGGAUAGAUAUGUACCCUUACAUUCCGCAAGAAUCGAACUGUGUAAAGAAUCACUUAAAGACUCUUCGGAACAGGGCACGGUUUAUCGUAAAAUGGUACAAAACAUACUACAGCCAGUCAUGGCCCAGAAGGACCUCAAGCUGCUGAGAUAUGACAUCCAUCACGCCUUACCGAAUACAGCGAACGCUCUCAUAGGACGUGCGGCACAUAUUGCGGUUCUCGAUUCGGAAAUUUUCAUCGAAAAGUUCAUGGUUGUAGUCGGUCUAAAAUACUUCCGAUAAAUUUUUCUUUGAUAUCUUUUUAAAAAAAUUACGUAUUAAAAGAUCAAAUUUUA